Euleptes europaea (tarantolino) is the source of this 946-nucleotide messenger RNA. It is a transcript of the gene MFSD8, whose product is annotated as major facilitator superfamily domain containing 8. Gene Ontology annotation, molecular function: transmembrane transporter activity. The transcript is spliced from 8 exons. The record is from RefSeq and is a predicted model, not a curated record. Gene Ontology annotation, biological process: transmembrane transport. Gene Ontology annotation, cellular component: lysosomal membrane. NCBI's taxonomy places the organism in Eukaryota, Metazoa, Chordata, Lepidosauria, Squamata, Sphaerodactylidae. The coding region runs from base 17 to 946 and encodes 309 amino acids.
AUCAUGUGAUGAUACUAUGGAAACCUUACAACAUUAUAAUAGCCGGUGGAGGUCCAUUCAGAUAAUGUACCUUACAAUGUUCUUCAGCAGUGUUGGUUUUUCAAUAGUCAUUAUGUCAAUAUGGCCCUAUCUUCAACAGGUAGAUAAAACUGCAGAUGCAAGUUUCCUGGGCUGGAUUAUUGCUUCCUAUAGCAUUGGUCAAAUGAUAGCUUCCCCCUUCUUUGGAGCAUGGUCCAAUUAUAGGCCAAGGAAAGAACCUCUUGUAGUUUCAACUAGUAUUUCCGUGGCUGCUAACUGUCUCUAUGCCUAUGUCCAUUUACCUGCUUCACACAACAAAUACUACAUGGUGGUUGCUCGAGCUCUGGUGGGGUUUGGCGCAGGAAAUGUAGCAGUAGUUCGAUCCUAUGUCUCUGGUGCUACUUCUCUUACAGAAAGAACUGGUGCCAUGGCAAACACUAGCGCUUGCCAAGCAGUGGGAUUCAUACUGGGACCAGUUUUUCAGACCCUUUUUACUCUCAUUGGAGAAAAAGGAAUCACAUGGAAAGUCAUUCAUCUUCAGGUGAACAUGUAUACAGCACCAGUUUUAUUUGGAGCUCUCCUAGGAAUUAUUAACAUUAUUCUGAUAUUUGCUGUGUUUAGAGAACAUCAAAUGAAUGAUACAGGAAGACAAUACAGAAGCAUUAAUUUUGAAGCAGAAGAAAAUGUUGAGGCCGGGGAUGAUAGUCAAGGAAGCAUUGACCUUGUGGCUGUUGUAUCAACAAACAUUCUUUUCUUUGUCAUAUUAUUUAUCUUUGCAGUCUUUGAAACCAUAGCUACACCAUUGACAAUGGAUAUGUAUUCCUGGACCAGAAAAAAAGCAGUGUUUAUCAAUGGACUUAUCCUUGGAGCUAUUGGCAUUGAAUCAGUCUUUGCAUUUUUAGGAGUUAAAAUACUUUCCAAAAAGUAA